CGCCAAAAACCAGGAAGUGUGGUGGAAGCCCUGUAAGACGGGAGGAUUUAAUUGCUUUUAUUCCGUUACUUGUUUAACUUUGGUCUUACAUUUACUCACAUGGACACACCGUCUUAUUUCCCCGUACCUCCCGGUGUGGGGAUGGAGGAUAAUUUUUUGUCUCUCGACGACAUUUUGCUCUCGCAAGAGAGGCUGCCUGUAAGGACGGAGUGCGUUUUCCCCCGACUUGGAUUUCUGGAGAAGUCUAGUGAUUCGCAGGACAUUCAGGAGGGCACAAAGAUGGAGCUUCCUCUAUGGCUCUGUAAGGGUCUAUAUGAGAAGAAGAGGAAGGUUUUGUCUGUGGAGCUUCCUAAAAUCUACAAAGAGGGCUGGAGGACCGUGUUCACAGCGGACCCCAACGUGGUGGACUUGCAUAAGAUGGGUCCCUACUACUACGGCCUGGGCUCCCAGAUGCUGCAUUUUGACAGUCCAGAAAACCCAGACAUCGCAAAGACGUUGUUACAGACGUUCAUCGGCCGCUUUAGGCGAACGAUGGACUCCUCCCAGAAUGCCUAUAAUGAAGACACAUCUGUGCUGGUGGGGCGACUGGACUUCUUGGAGAAGGUUCUGUUUAAGUCCGGUCAGAGCGGCCUGAACGGCUUCCAGGGCUGGGAGAAGGGCCAGGCCGCACAGCUCACUGCCUCCAGCCUGGUUCUGAACUACCGCAAGAGGAAGCUCGUUGAUGUUCAGUCCUGAACUCGGCCCGCUCGUAUCGGGUCAACAGACUCUCAGGAGCAGAUUUAGUCAGGACGACGUUUUCCUCCACAUCUGACCCAAAGAGACUAGAGGGACAAGGACCCUGGCUGAAAUGUAGACAUGUUUAAUUGAUAAUUGAUCAGCAAGAUUUUUAGUGUAUAAAUAUUGUUUUUAUGUGUGAGAAGUAAAGGUUUUACAGUUUUUAUUUUUUCUUUACAUUGAAGCCCUUCUUAAUUUGCCCUAAAAUUAAUCAAAACUUAGUGAUCAAACCAAUAGGGAAUAAAGCACAUCCCAUUGUAAAAGAGACUGUAUAGGUGAGAUUAACAAAAUCAGUCAUGGAUCUUCUUUAACCAGCAUUUGCUGCUUCUGCUGCAUUGCAAUUCUGAGAGGCUAACGAUAUUAGUCCAGAUGUGGGGAUGGAGGAUCAGCAGUGAGUCCCAUCAGAAGCUGUUAAAGAAAAAAAAAAAAAAACAACUGGUGUCGAUCCUAAAGUUUUCCAGUUGUCUAGUGUGAUGAAGAAGACCCCAAACCGAAUUUUGCUUGGAGGUUUUUUUUUUUUCAGCUCUCACAAAUUGAUCAAUUGUGAUUAAAUUCAGGCAAGGUAAGCUGUAGGGAAGUGCGCUGACUGUUUUGCCAUCCAUGCUUGUUCAACUUUAGCAGCAAAUGGAUUUGAAAACGCAAGACUUUUGGUCAAUAUCCUUAUUAGAUAAUGAGUUCCAGGCUGUGUGUGUGUAAUCUCCAAUGUUGAUAUUGUGUCAGCGGCUGAUAAUGUAUAACCUCGGAUCGCUCUGACAGCUCGUUUCUGACUUCAAUUUACAAGCUUUGUCCUCCAUUUAAGAGGUAAUUUCCUCCCACACUGACUCGCCAUCAGUUGCCAGAUGAUCUGCUAUCUGACUUUAAAGAUUACACCUAAGACGCAUCCUGAUUCAUCCAUUUGUGGGGUUGCUUCUCAUCUAAGGAAUUUAUUUGUUUAUUUAUUUUUUCAUUUCUCUGUAAGGAUAAUUCAAAGGUGGGGCAAAAUGUCUUUCAUGAGAUACUUUUUCCAAUAUUCCAGACAUGAUUUGGCAAUCUGUAAAUUUCCAGCUUUAAGAAGUACUGUGAUAGCAAAGCAGCUCGAAUAUUACAACAUUGAUUUUGGACCUGUAGCAAAAUCUGUGCAGAUUUGAACCCUUCUGGAUUACCCAAGUCCAAACCUGGGGCAUAAAUCCCAGCAUUCUAAAGUAGAAAUUAUAUGAAGAAACGUCUUACUUGAAAAAGAACUAAAAUCAGAAAACGUGCAUGUUUAAAAAUGAAAAUGAGAAUUUCUUCCACAUUUAAUGUUUAAAAGUGGCUCUAAGAUUAUGUAUCACUUAUUUAAAUGUUUGGUGUAAUACAUUGUGAAAAACCUUAGAAUCAGUUAGUUAAUCCACACAGAAACAAAGCAAAACUCACAUUAGAGAUAGUAGCUGUUUUUUUUUUAAACUCUUAUGAAUGAUUUCAGCAUGCAUCUAGUACUAAACUAUGAAAGAGGUAAUUAAUGUGCAUAUUUUUGUAUUUUGUGAUUUUUACCCAGGAAGCAGCUCGAUGUAAUGAAUACAGUAGAGUCUGUUCACAGUG
Molecule: messenger RNA, 2331 nt
Organism: Xiphophorus hellerii (green swordtail)
Lineage: Eukaryota; Metazoa; Chordata; Actinopteri; Cyprinodontiformes; Poeciliidae
Gene: gins3
Product: GINS complex subunit 3
Exons: 3
Coding region: 100-735 (211 amino acids)
Biological process (GO): mitotic DNA replication initiation
Cellular component (GO): GINS complex
Source: RefSeq, a predicted model, not a curated record